Phragmites australis (common reed) is the source of this 1467-nucleotide messenger RNA. RefSeq names its product exopolygalacturonase-like. The record is from RefSeq and is a predicted model, not a curated record. NCBI's taxonomy places the organism in Eukaryota, Viridiplantae, Streptophyta, Magnoliopsida, Poales, Poaceae. Gene Ontology annotation, molecular function: polygalacturonase activity. Gene Ontology annotation, biological process: carbohydrate metabolic process. The transcript is spliced from 4 exons. The coding region runs from base 103 to 1302 and encodes 399 amino acids.
AGAAUUUGUUGUGGGAAAGGACGAAAGCACUGUACCACCAUAAAUCAUGCUCUGCUCUGCACAUUUGCAUGGUGUUGGUUUUCCUUCCAGAGGCACCCAACCAUGUCGUUGCCCGUAGCUGCUCUGCUUCUUCUGGCCAUGGCUAUGCCGUUGGUAGAGGUCACUGAUGCCGGCUCGGUCUUCAACGUCACGGAUUUCGGCGCGGUUGGCGACCGGAAGACGGAUAAUUCCAAGGCUUUUCUGAGGGCAUGGAUGAAGGCGUGCGCGUCGCCAGGGAGGCCGGCCGUCGUCGUCCCCAGGGGCGACUACCUGCUGCACCCGCUGGUGUUCCGGGGCCCGUGCAGGGGCUACAUGGAGAUGCACGUCGCCGGCGUCCUCCGAGCGCCGGCCGGCCUGGACGCGUUCCGGGGCUGCCAGGAGUGGGUCCACUUCACCAGCAUCGACGGGCUGCUGGUCACCGGCGGCGGCACGUUCGACGGCCGCGGCGCGACGGCGUGGCCGCUCAACGAGUGCCCCCGGAAACCAGACUGCAAGUUUCUCCCCACCUCCAUCAAGCUCGGGCGCGUGAGGAACGCGACCAUCACGGGCGUGACGUCGCUGGACAGCAAGUCCUUCCACGUCACCGUCGCCGGCAGCCAGGACGUGCACAUCCACCGCGUCAGCAUCCGGGCGCCGCGCGACAGCCCCAACACGGACGGAGUCCACAUCCAGGGCUCAUCCAACGUCCGCGUCACCGACUCGGCCGUUGGCACCGGCGACGACUGCGUCUCCGUCGGGCCCGGCACCUCCGACGUCCUCGUGUCCGGGGUGUCCUGCGGCCCCGGGCACGGCAUCAGCGUGGGCAGCCUCGGCAGGUACCCUGGCGAGGAGGACGUGCGGCGGCUGCGCGUGGCCAACUGCACCAUCGCCGGCACGUCCAACGGGGUGCGGAUCAAGACGUGGCGCGGCGGCUCGCGGCCCACCGCCGUCUCCGGGCUCGUGUUCGAGGACAUCGUCAUGAGGAUGGUCCGCAACCCCAUCAUCAUCGACCAGGAGUACUGCCCCUACACCUCCUGCCAUGAAUCGGAGCAGCGGCCGUCGGCGGUGAGGAUAAGCGACGUCAAGUUCAAGAACAUCAGAGGCGUGUCGGCGACCAAGGUGGCGGUGAAGCUGUCGUGCAGCGAGGCAAGCCCGUGCCGGGAGCUGGAGCUCAGGGACAUCGACCUGAGGUACGUCAGGCGCGGGGUGGCCACCCAGUCGCGGUGCGCGCACGUCGCCGGCGGUGUGGCCGGAGGCACGCUGGUCCCUCCCUCUUGCAUAUGAAAACUGCUGCAUACUAGAGAUCGAUGAAUUGGAAAAGAACGACUUUUUGCUUGAUUUAGUUGUGAAAUGUGGUUACCAGUAGUGAAAGAACAUAACGACAACACUGCUGUAUUGUAAGUUGUAAUCAAGUUCGUCAAUUGUCUGAUGCGAUGCCAAUUAUUUGCA